Messenger RNA from Malania oleifera, 2434 nucleotides. RefSeq names its product LIMR family protein At5g01460-like. The transcript has 13 exons. The record is from RefSeq and is a predicted model, not a curated record. Bases 456 to 2018 code for a protein of 520 amino acids. NCBI's taxonomy places the organism in Eukaryota, Viridiplantae, Streptophyta, Magnoliopsida, Santalales, Ximeniaceae.
UUGGUGAUUAUUGCCAAUAGGCCCAGUACGACUUUGGUGACCCUGGAAAUUCUCUCUCUGCUCGGGAACGCCUCCCUCGGCGUGUAGGUUCAACUCGCCUCACUUUCCCAGGCUGUCCCAAUGUAUCGUCCCGCGGAGUCCUCAAUUUACCGUAAACCCCCCAAGCCCAUUGCACCCAAUCCCACGAAACCCGCGUCAUAAGAACUUUUCCUCAAGGGCAUAUCAGUACUUGUACCCAUCAACGCCAUGCCCAGCCCCUUCCAAACACGCACAGGGGCACCGGGGCGGAGCUCGGCCUACCUUCUCCCUCCCCUCACCUCCCUCUGUCUCCAGUUCUCAGAUAACCAGAUCUGAAAAUCCCAAUUUAUAUACAAUUAUACAUUAUAUCCUGAUCUUCUCCCUCUGUUUUUGUUCAAAGAUUCGAAUCGGUUUGAUUCGAACACUGAGAUUACCCAAUGGGGGAUUUCAAUCUGGCUCUUGUGAUUGUGGCCAUAGUGGUGUGUGUUCUGGUCUUCAUCUUCAAUGUGUACCUUCUAGUGAACUACCAGCACCCGGACGAUGUGAACCAGGCGUACUUCCCGAAAUUCGUCGUCGUUUUGGGACUCUCCGUUGCCGCUAUCUCCAUCCUUAUGCUCCCCGCUGACGUCGCUAAUCGGCAGGCCUGUCGCCACGCGAUCUACAACGGUGCGUGUAAUUACACACUCCCAAUGAAGGAUCUCUGGCUCGCUAUCUACAUUAUAGAUGCUAUGCUGGUGUUCUUUAUCAUCCCCUUCGCUAUGUUCUACUACGAAGGCGACCAGGACAAGAGCGUUGGCAAAAGGAUCAAAAGUGCUUUCGUGUGGGUGAUAACGACUGCAAUUGUCUGUGCUCUUGUGCUUGGCAUUUUAUAUGGGCUAAUUGGAAAGGUGGACUUCACUGUUAGGCAUCUCUCUUCAUCCACAACUUCUUUUCCAAGUACAUGGGGCUUCUCGAGCAGCCAACCAUGUAUUGGAAGCGGCACACACCAGUGCUCUGCAUAUUCUGCAAGUUCUUCAUCAGAGACGACCUGGACAAUGCGGACUACCUUUCCAGAAUAUGUUGUUGCUCUUGCUACAAUUGUUGGAUCCAUAUUUUUCACUAUAUUUGGUGGUGUUGGUAUUGCCUCUCUUCCACUGGGGCUUAUAUUUUCAUUCAUUCGGCGUCCAAAGGCUGUUAUCACUCGUUCACAAUAUAUCAAGGAAGCAACAGAAUUAGGUAAAAAAGCAAGAGAGUUGAGGAAAGCUGCCGAUGCACUCCAUCAGGAAGAAAGAAGUGGUUCUAAGGGUAGAAAAUGGCGUAAAAAUGUGAAGUCAGUGGAAAAGGAGUUACUUGCAUUGGAAGAUGAUGUAAAAGCUUUAGAAGAGAUGUACCCUCAAGGUGAAAAGGCUGAGACUGCUUGGGCUUUGACUGUUCUUGGCUACAUGGCAAAACUUAUGUUGGGAAUUUUAGGUUUGAUUGUUUCAGUGGCUUGGGUUGCACAUAUUGUCAUAUAUCUGUUGAUUGACCCACCUCUUUCAUCCUUCCUCAAUGAGGUUUUUAUCAAGCUGGAUGACAUCUGGGGUCUUUUGGGUACUGCAGCAUUUGCAUUCUUCUGCUUCUACCUGUUGCUUGCUGUGAUUGCUGGGGCAAUGAUGCUGGGCCUGAGAUUAGUCUUCAUUACAAUUCAUCCUAUGAAGUGGGGAGCCACACUUAUGAACUCAUUUCUUUUUAAUGUGGGGCUAAUUUUACUUUGCUCCAUCAGUGUGAUUCAGUUUUGUGCUACUGCUUUUGCAUAUUAUGCUCAAGCAACUGCUGCUCAGGAAAUAUUUGGUCACACAUUGCAAUCGCUACGUGGAAUUAAAUAUUUGUACAAGUACAAUGUGUUUCAAAUUGCUUUCAUUGUUCUAGCAGGGUUGACUUUCGUCUACUAUGCAGCCUUUGUGAGUUUCACUCUACCAAUUCACUUUCUUUUUUACCUGGCCUUCAAUCUAAAAACUAUUUUGUUGAUGUUGGAAUUUUAGGGUUGGAGGAGAAGAAAACCCAGUGGCAGGUUCCAGCUUUCCACUUGAAGUGCAUUGUCCAGGACAUAAUGCACACAACUCAAGCUAGAGGUUUCAAAUUUUUGUGUCAUCUUGGAGUGAUCUUCAUAUUCAGAUGUUGCCCCUCAUUUGGUUCUAUUGUUGAACAGUCUUAAUAGGCAGACAUCUGAGUAAAGCUUGGUAGCUGCUGUGGACAUGAACUGUCGUCUGUUCAAAUAUCCUCCCCUCUCCUCCCCUCUCCCUUCGUUGUAUCUUCCUCUAUUUGAACUACGUUAUACAUAACCUUCAGUGUGCAGUGAGAUAUGUUUCAGACCUGUGGAGACUGUUCAAAGAAAUACCCCUGAUGUAAUAUAUUCAUUGAGAGCAAAAGAAAGAUAUCAACAGCUAGUUCUUGAUCA